AUGUCGGGAACAAAGCGCAAACUGUCGCGUAAAGCGACUUCACCUGAUAAAAAGCGCAAAACUAACCUGGAUGCGCUGCGCUGGAAGGAGGUUUCUUUACCUGAUCGCCUCGAGGACUAUGAGGGCUUCUUCGGGCUUGAGGAGGUGGAAAAUGUCGACGUGGUCAGGGAUCCUCACUCGGGCAUUCUCUCCUACAAGUCGACGACCGACCAUGCCGCGGCAUCGGACGAUGGAGAUGAUGAUGCAGCUUCUUGGGGGGGAUUCAGCGACGAAGUUGAGGAUAUGAAGCCAGAGCCAAAGCCAGCGUCGAAGCCAGAACCGGAGCCAAAGACAGUCGCUCCCAAAUCGAAGCCGAAUCCCACGAAAAACGGCAAGGUCAAGGGCGCCGAGAAGUCUACGAGCACCGCUGCCACCUUCGCCGGACUGGAGAACGUCGCCGAUGGAGAAGACGUCGAUGUAUCAGCAUGGCGAUCUCUGAAGCUGUCGCCAGACACGAUGGCAGCCCUGGCCAAGCUCAAAUUCACCAAACCGACGCCUAUUCAAGAAGCUGUAAUCCCACAAGCCUUCGAAGGUCAUGAUGUGAUAGGCAAGGCAUCGACUGGAUCCGGCAAAACGCUUGCGUUCGGUAUCCCCAUUCUCGAGCGCUUUCUUGAAAAACGAUCGACGACCAAGGCAUCGAACAAAGCUCCGAUAGCUUUGAUCCUGUCACCCACGAGAGAAUUGGCGCACCAACUCCACAAGCAUCUAGGUGCACUGUUCGCUGGCGUGACAUCAGAGCAGCCGGCCCUCGCAACAUUGACGGGUGGUCUAUCCCUGCAGAAACAGCAGCGACUGCUCAAGGAUGCAGACGUUGUGAUCGGAACGCCAGGCCGUCUUUGGGAGAUUAUCAGUUCGGGUCAGGGAGUUGGAACUGCUCUCAAGAGGAUCGAAUAUCUGGUCAUUGAUGAGGCAGACCGACUGCUCAGCGAAGGGCACUUCAAGGAGGUCGAGGACAUUCUCAACACGCUCGAUCGCAUCGAUACCAACGACGACGAUGCUACUGGGGAAGAAGAUCAGGCCUCAGAAGCUCCCGCAUCUUUGGAGACUCGUCAAACCCUCGUCUUCUCCGCCACUUUCGAUCGAGGCCUCCAGAAAAAGCUAUCUGGGAAGCAAAACCGCAAGCACAACCUCCUGGGCAACAAGGAGACCAUGGAAUAUCUCCUUUCGAAGCUCAACUUCCGCGAGGACGAUCCCCAGUUCAUCGACGUCAACCCAGUGCACCAAAUGGCAUCUGGUCUCAAAGAGGGAGUCGUCCAAUGCGGAGAUACCGAGAAAGACCUCUACCUCUACGCCCUCCUACUCCUCCAACAAGCCAAGCGAGCCAUGAUCUUCACAAACUCCAUCGAUGCCGUCCGCCGAAUCACCCCCUUCCUCCAGAACCUCAACCUCAACACCUUAGCCCUCCACUCCGGCAUGGAACAAAAAGCCCGCCUCCGCUCCGUCGAGCGUUUCAGCGAAAACACCAAAUCCUCCGUCGUCCUCGUGGCCACCGACGUCGCUGCACGCGGCCUCGACAUACCCAAUGUCGACCUCGUCGUGCACUACCACCUCCCUCGCGCCGCCGACGCCUACAUCCACCGCUCCGGUCGCACAGCCCGAGCUGGCCAGGAAGGCCACUCCGUCCUCAUCUGCGGCCCCGGCGAAGUCGCCAAAUUCCGACGCCUCGUCGCACAAGUCCACGCGAAGUCUGCCAUGGCGAAGCUAGGAAAACAAGGCUACUUCGUCCGGACCUUGAACGUCGACCGGAAAAUCGUCUCCCGCCUCAAAGAGCGCGCUCAUCUCGCCAAGAUCCUCGCAGACGCACCCGCGGCGAAGGAGAAGCAGCGGAAGGAAGACGACGAGUUACGGAGACUGGCUGAAGAAGCAGACCUCGUCUAUGACAGUGAUGAGUUCAAGAAGGAGUCUGCAGGACAGCACCGAGGUCGUGGGGCGGGGAGGAAGAAGAAAGAGCAGGAGUUGAGCGAGUUGACGAAGAGGGAUUUGGGGGCUAUGAGGGCGCAAUUGAAGGAGUUGCUGAGUAAGAGAGUAAAUACGGGUGUCAGUGAGAAGUAUUUGGCUUCUGGACGGGUGGAUGUGAAUGAGCUGUUGAGGGAUCGGGAGGGAGGGAAGACCGGGGAAUUCUUGGGGACUGUGGAUAAUCUUUGGGAUUAA
Zasmidium cellare ATCC 36951 is the source of this 2190-nucleotide messenger RNA. RefSeq lists its product as uncharacterized. Gene Ontology annotation, molecular function: RNA helicase activity; nucleic acid binding; ATP binding. Bases 1 to 2190 code for a protein of 729 amino acids. The record is from RefSeq and is a predicted model, not a curated record. NCBI's taxonomy places the organism in Eukaryota, Fungi, Ascomycota, Dothideomycetes, Mycosphaerellales, Mycosphaerellaceae. Gene Ontology annotation, cellular component: nucleolus. The transcript has a single exon.